This is a messenger RNA of Salvelinus namaycush (lake trout), 5874 nucleotides long. RefSeq names its product zinc finger protein 335-like. Gene Ontology annotation, biological process: positive regulation of neurogenesis; regulation of gene expression; brain development. Gene Ontology annotation, molecular function: RNA polymerase II cis-regulatory region sequence-specific DNA binding. Gene Ontology annotation, cellular component: nucleus. Lineage: Eukaryota; Metazoa; Chordata; Actinopteri; Salmoniformes; Salmonidae. The coding region runs from base 135 to 5654 and encodes 1839 amino acids. The transcript is spliced from 30 exons. The record is from RefSeq and is a predicted model, not a curated record.
UCCGGUUUGUCGAACAGGAAGCGAGGAGAUACUGAUGGCGCCCGACUAGAAUGGAGUAGCAAUUAUCGCGUACAACUUCUUAUACUGUUUGGCGUGUCUACUAAGUCAUAAACGAAUUCAACUCGCAAUACACGAUGGAAGGGGAGAUAGAGGUGGAGAGCAGCAGUGAUGUGGGUCCGUCAGGGUCCAGGAUGGAGGAGCCGUCGGAGAGCGGUAUGGGCAUGGAGUCCUCAGAGGCCAUGUCUGCAGACAGCAGUGAUGCAGCAGCCCACCAUGCAUCCCAACAUCACAGCCAGCACCACCACGGCAUUGCCCCAGAGUCAGACUGCCACGUGGGACAGAGCUCAGAGGGGGUCCUGGUGUUCCUACCAGAGACUAGCUCCAGUACGGAUGUCACCCACCACAGGGCCACCGUCCACCUCCCAGACUCCUCCUCUGUGGCCCAGUCCACCAGCGUCUCCACUGUAACGCAGUCCAUCCUGGUGUCUGGGUCAGCCCAGGUGAUGGUUCACUCCAGCGCGGCGGUGUCUGACUCGACAGCCUCCACCUCCUCAGAUCUGGGAUCAGCCAUAGACAAGAUCAUAGAGUCUACCAUCGGACCCGACAUCAUGAAUGGUUGUAUAGCAGUGACCAGUGCAGAGGACGGCGCUGCAGAGACCAGUGAGGGUCAGUAUUUGAUACUACAAGGAUCAGAUGAUGCCCACACGUCAACCUCGGCCCUGUCCAGCCAUCACCGCAUCACCAUCGAGGCUCUGGGAGAGGGUCCUACCUCCACCUGCCACGACCAGGGAGACAUGCAGGGUAUGAAAUAUGCAACGUAUGCCAAUAACCUGCACCGUGACCAGCCAGACCAGCCCUCUGGCAGCCACUACCCAGACCAUGAGGACCAGGACAACCAGCACUCCCACGCAUCUCAGUACAUGGACUGUAGCGGUGGAGACGCAGACAGACCAGACCAGACUGGAGAGUCGUCCUCCUCGUAUGUAGACGACGAGGAACCUGACCAGACGAGGAUCUCGUCCCGGUCUCUGUCCCGCUUCCCGGAGUACGGUGUAGUCGACAACUCUGACCAGGACCUGCGGGGGUACGUGGAGGGUAGCGGAGCCGCCGACUCCAACCCCUCGUCCCCCGGCAUUCGACGACGCCACUCUCACUAUGUUGUGGACUGCAGUGCGGGGACGGAGGUGUACAUGGAGUGUGAAGAGGAUUUGAGGCCGCAGCACUCUCAGAGCUACAUCGACAGCAGCAGCAGAGCUAACCACUCCCAGAGUCACCGUACCCUACAGCAGUAUGUGGCGUUUGUUGCUGCAGAUUCAGAGCAGCCUGGUUGUUCCAACUACCAGGAUCAGGAAGGGCAAAGGGAGGACCCAAACAAGAGCCCAGACCAGAACCAGGGCCCAGACCAGAACCCAGACCAGCCACAGCACUCUGACCAGCAGCAGCCCCAGCACUCCCACUACAUGGAGACCACCAGCAGCAGCACUGGCCCAGAGGCCUCCCCGGGCCGGUACACUGGGAUAGGGGAGGGAGGCGAGGGCUCCUCCACAGACCACCACCAGCCCCAGGCAGACACUGUGGGAUCAGACCACCACCACCCCGAAGCAGACACUGUGGGAUCAGACCACCACCACCCCGAAGCAGACACUGUGGGAUCAGACCACCACCACCCUGAAGCAGACACUGUGGGAUCAGACCACCACCCCGAAGCAGACACUGUGGGAUCAGACCACCACCCCGAAGCAGACACUGUGGGAUCAGACCACCACCACCCCCAGGCAGACACUGUGGGAUCAGACCACCACCCCGAAGCAGACACUGUGGGAUCAGACCACCACCCAGAAGCAGACACAGCAGGCUCAGCAGAGGCUAUGGAGUGCACAGAGAGCCAGCCUGGCCCUUACAUCAGCAGCAGUGGGACCUACUCCUCCCGCCUGGAGCCUGACGUUGAGGGGGCCCCUGAGCCUCAGUGGUCCCCCAGUCUGGGGAGGCCUUUCAGGGGAGAGGAGGGUGGCAUGGUGGGGGGGUCUAGAUCUUCAGCCGUGGAGGAGGGGGGGGCUGGAAGAGGACCAGGGGUCACCGUCCCCCACACCAUGGCUGAACUGGAGGAGAUGAUGGAGGUGGUGAUCGUUCAGCAGUUCAAAUGCAAGAUGUGUCCCUACAAGAGCAUCUCCAAAGACACCCUCAUCAACCACAUGAGAGACAGGCACUUCAAACCCACAGGUGGCCCCCCUCCUAAGAAGCGUGGUCGGCCCAGGCGUAGUGAUACGUUGGCCUGUCAGCAGGCUGAGGUGAAACCAGAGCCACAGCCUGAGGAGCCAGAGGACGAAGACAUCGUAGACGCUGGGGCGAUCGAUGACUCUGAAGAGGACAGUGACUAUAACCCAGCAGAUGAGGACUGUAGGGGCAGACAGCCUGCCCUGCUGAGACAACCUGCCCCUCCUCCCUGCUCCUCCACAGACCGCCCCCGACGCAGGGUGGGACGCCCCAGGAAGUUCACCUACACAGAGGGCAGCUACAACUGCAAGGAAGCUGAGGGUGCAUCCAAGCAGCGUAACGGGAGUGGGGACCCUCAAGGCUCCGAGGAAGCCAGUUCCUCAGGCCUGGGAAACGGACCAGAUUCCUUGGCCAAUGGAAAAGCAGUGGAAGCCGGCAUCAGCCAGUCAGACUCUGAGAACAAAGACCCGUCACCCAAUGGGAGGCCGGAGGAGGCAGAGUUUUUCCCCAGGAAACGAGGUCGACCCUCCAAGCGGUUUCUCAGAAAGAAAUACAAGAAGUACAUGAAGUAUUACACGUCUCUGAAGCCCCUUCUGAGGCCUCACAACUGUUGGAUUUGUGGCUCUCGCUUCCUGUCCCAGGAUGACUUGAGGUUCCACGUAGACUCUCACCAAGGAAACGACCCAGAGUGCUUCAAGUGCCUGCAGUGUAACUACCGCUGCAAACGCUGGUCCUCGCUCAAGGAGCACAUGUUUAACCACCAGGGGAACAAGCCCUUUAAGUGUGAGGAGUGUGACUACAGCAGUGUGUAUAAGAAGGACGUCAUCAGACACUCUGCAAUACACAACAAGGACAAGAAAACAAAGUCUGAGUCUCAGGUAUCUAAGGUGUUGUCGUUCCCGUGUCCAGUGUGCCAUAGAGUCUACCCCAUGCAGAAGAGACUCACUCAGCACAUGAAGACACACAGUGCUGAGAAACCACACAUGUGUGACAAGUGUGGGAAGUCCUUCAAGAAGAGAUAUACGUUCAAGAUGCAUCUCCUGACACACAUCCAGAGUGUUGACAACAGCAGGUUCAAGUGUGAGUUCUGUGACUAUGACUGUGACAACAAGAAGCUCCUGCUCAACCACCAGCUGUCCCACGCCAACGACCGGCCCUUUAAAUGUGACUACUGUAAAUACUCCACCUCUAAAGAGGACUUCCUGGUCUCUCACCUGGCCAUCAAACACACAGGAGAAAAGCCGUUCUCCUGUGAGAUGUGCCACUUCAUGACGAAGCACCGUAAGAACCUGGGUCUGCACGUCCAGUGUCGCCACCCGGAGGCAUUUGAGGAGUGGAGCGCUACGCACCCCGAGGAGCCCGUCAGGCGGAGGAGGAGACCCUUCUUCACCCAGCAACAGAUAGAGGAACUCAAACAGCAACACGACGACACAGCGAGCCUACAGAAUACUAUAGUAGCAGUGGAUUCUGACACACUACAAGCCAUGCAGACAAUGCAGAACGCCUCAGUCUCCCAAGAUGCAAUGGGAAACACCACCAUCACUUACGAACAGGCCGGGAAUUCGAACCUGUCAGCCCAGAAUGCUCUGGAUCUGCUGUUGAAUAUGAGCAACGCCAGACAGUUGGUGGAAAACUCACUACAGGUACAGAUGUUGAAAUCAUCGGACUCUGAGGUUCUAAACGCAGGCUCCUGGACAGCGGUUACCUCAGCGACCGCGGGAGCACAAAAGGUUGUGACGUUCCACAUGUCUGAGAAUGGGGAGACCCUGGUGCAAGAGGUCCAAGAGGUCUAUGAGGCUGGGACCAAUGAGAAUGGAGAGAUUACUCAGAUAGCCAUCCAGGCCUAUGAGGGGGCAGAGGGCUUCAGUGUGGUGGAACAGAUGGAACAGGCUACACAGGAGAUAGAAAGCACUGGACCUGGAUACAGUAGUGACGUGGGCAGUCCCCAGCCCAUGGAGGAAGAGCAGGAGGGAACAACAACACUCAAAGAGAACAGAGACACCCAGUACUACCUGACCUCUGGUGUGGGGGAUGGAGUUCUACAGCAGGUAGAGCUAAGCAGUGAGGUCCCCGGUUCCCCCUCCAUGGUGGGAUCCCCUCAGGACCAGAACCAGCUAAACCCAAAGAGGUUCUCCUGUCGUAUCUGCUCCGAGUCGUUCCAGGGCCGCAGUGGCAUGGAGAACCACAAGAGGGCCCAUAUCGACCCCUCCACCUUCAAGUGUCCCGACUGUGACUUCACUGCCUCCUCCUGGCCAGACGUCAAGACCCACAUGGGCAUGCAUACCUACCUGCGGCCUCACAAGUGCCCCAGCUGCAGCUUUGCCUCCAAAAACAGGAAGGACCUGAGGAGACACAUGAUGACGCAUACCAACGAGAAGCCCUUCACCUGCCAGAUCUGUGGACAGAGGUUUAAUCGUAACGGCCACCUCAAGUUCCAUAUGGAGCGUCUCCACAGCCAGGACCCUCCGACAAGGAAGACCCAUUCUGGAGGAGGCUCCCAGCAGCAGACCUUUAUAGUCAGCAGUGAUGAGGAGGCUCUCGCCGUGCUACAGUCCCUGCAGGCAGGACAGACCAUCAGUCCGGAGCAGAUACAGAAGGCCCUGGGUCAGGACAACAUUAUAGUGUCCCAGGAACAGGGCCUGGAUCAGGACCGCAUUAUAUUGUCCCAAGAACAGGGCCUGGAAGACGAGGAGGAGGCCACGUACAUCCAGCAGAUCACCACAGUGGACGGACAGACGUUACAGUAUAUAACAGGAGAUAACCAGGUGACGUUGCGGCACAUGACAGGAGAUAACCAGGCGACGUUACGGCACAUGACAGGAGAUAACCAGGUGACGUUACGGCACAUGACAGGAGACAACCAGGUGACGUUGCGGCACAUGACAGGAGACAACCAGGUGACGUUGCGGCACAUGACAGGAGAUAACCAGGUGACGUUGCGGCACAUGACAGGAGAUAACCAGGUGACGUUGCGGCACAUGACAGGAGAUAACCAGGUGACGUUGCGGCACAUGACAGGAGAUAACCAGGUGACGUUGCGGCACAUGACAGGAGAUAACCAGGUCCAGUAUGUCAUCUCUCAGGAUGGAGUCCAACACUUCCUACCCCAGGAGUACGUGGUGCUGGCAGACGGGAACCACAUCCAGAUGUCAGAUGGACAGAUCAUCCAAUAUGAGAAUGAUGGGGCCUUCCUACAGGAGCAACAGAUUUCCCUGAAUCAUGACGGCCAGAUCCAGUAUCUUCCCAUCAGUUCAGAACAACAGAUAGUCGGUCCUGAAGACUCGGAGGUUGCUGAACACUCUGCUGUCACCGUCAUAGCAGAUGCCGCAACGCAGCAGACGCAGACAGUCUACGCUGAGGCCACACAAGAACAGCUGGAGCUGCUACAACAGCAGGGCAUCCAGUAUGAUGUAGUCACCUUCACCGACGAGCAGAGAUGACGUCAUCGCCUUCAGAUGGGAUGGGGACCUGCUUUAAAGGACAGAGAGACAGGCCUGCAGUGCAGGACCCAGUGUGAUGGAACCACUAUGAGCUGACAGAGGGGCCAAUGACAUACAUAGUUUUUUAUUUUUAUUGAUUUAACCUUUAUUUAACUAGACAGGUCAGUUAAGAACAAAUUCUUAUUUACAAUGAUGGCCUAGAAAUAGUGGGUUAACUGUC